Messenger RNA from Hippopotamus amphibius kiboko, 4499 nucleotides. RefSeq names its product ADP-ribose/CDP-alcohol diphosphatase, manganese dependent (gene ADPRM). The record is from RefSeq and is a predicted model, not a curated record. Bases 873 to 1901 code for a protein of 342 amino acids. The transcript has 4 exons. Lineage: Eukaryota; Metazoa; Chordata; Mammalia; Artiodactyla; Hippopotamidae. Gene Ontology annotation, molecular function: ADP-ribose diphosphatase activity; 2',3'-cyclic-nucleotide 2'-phosphodiesterase activity; manganese ion binding.
GGGAGUGGGGGGAGGGCGGGCCUCGCGGCGGGAGCUGGGUGGGGAGGUCCGUGUGCGGCGCGGGGGCCCGGGGCCUCGGCGACGACCGCCGCUCCUCCCCGGCCGGGCGCCCCCAGCCUCGGCAAAGAGGCCAUGGCGGGCGGGCCGGGUUCCCGCCCCGUCGGGCGCCCGCCGCUCGCCUGGCCUACGGCAGAAGCGGACUCGCAGCCCUUGAAAGGAUGUUUGCCUUUAAAAAAAAAAAAUUCUCUGAUUGGGAUCCGUGAGUGUUCGGGGCGACGAGGCCUCGGCAGGGGGGGCUGGACGGCCUGGGACUCCCGCUCCCGCGUUCGUUCGCCGUGGCAGCGCCGUACGCAGCGGGGCCCGCGCUCGGGCCCCCGGGCCCUGCGGCUCGUGCCGGGGCCCUGCGGCUCGUGCCGGGGCCCUGCGGCUCGUGCCGGCGCCCUGCGUGGAGGAGGCGGGCCGCUCCCGCAAGGGAAAGUUUAGCUCGCGUUCCUGCCGCUUUGCUUGUGUUUCUGUCUCGGCGUCUGCGGUCUUAAUCCCUUCCCUCCCCGCCUCUGUGGCAGAUGUGCAAGACACAGAAAAAGGGAAAAACGAAAACAAACCCAGAACAAACAAAAAGAACGCCUUCUCACUUCCUUACCUGCGGGUCCCACUCCGGCGGGGAUUAUUUUUCCAGGGCUCCCGCUGAGCAGAAGCAUCCGGUGCCUGGUGAGGAUGGGUGUUUUUUUUUACGAACAGUCUUCAUGAGCCGAUGUGCUCCUCUGCUUGCCAACCAGGAGGUUUGUAGUGGUCUGUUAUUGCCUGUGCUGCUUGAUUCCUGAAUUCAGCUGGGAUUCUCCGGAACGUCUGCUCAAAAAAGCUGUUUGGAGGUUAUGGAUGGUAAGCCUGAACCUGGACCCCUCAGUGAGAACUCAGAAAGUCUCUUUUCCUUUGGAGUGAUAGCAGAUAUUCAGUAUGCUGAUUUGGAAGACGGCUAUAAUUUUCAAGGAAACAGACGGAGAUACUACAGACACAGUCUUCUUCACUUACAGGGUGCUAUCGAACACUGGAAUAAAGAAAGCAGCCCACCCUGUUGUGUACUUCAGCUUGGAGACAUCAUCGAUGGAUAUAACGCGCAGUAUAAAGCGUCGGAAAAGUCACUAGAGCUCGUCAUGAACACAUUCCAAAUGCUGCAAGUCCCAGUUCAUCACACAUGGGGAAAUCAUGAAUUCUAUAACUUCAGCAGAGACUAUUUAACAAACUCCAGACUUAACACAAAGUUUCUGGAAGACCAGAUUGCCCGUCAUCCUGAGACUGUGCCCUCAGAGAAUUAUUACGCUUAUCACUUUGUACCAUUCCCUAAAUUCCGGUUCAUUUUACUAGAUGCUUAUGACAUGAGUGUCUUGGGCGUGGACCAGUCUUCUCCAAAAUACCAGCAGUGUCUGCAGAUGCUGCGGGAGCACAACCCAAAUCCGGAGUUGAAUAGUCCUCAAGGACUUCCUGAGCCCCAGUUCGUCCAGUUUAAUGGAGGAUUCAGCCAAGAACAGCUGAACUGGUUGAAUGAAGUUCUUACGUUUUCUGACAGAAAUGAAGAAAAGGUGGUGAUUGUGAGCCAUCUUCCCAUUUACCCCGAGGCCUCUGACAGUGUGUGCCUGGCCUGGAAUUACAGAGACGCCCUGGCAGUCAUUUGGUCUCACAAGUGUGUGGUGUGUUUCUUCGCUGGUCACACUCACGAUGGUGGCUACUCUGAGGACCCUUUUGGUGUGCACCACGUCAACAUAGAAGGGGUUAUUGAAACGGCUCCGGACAGCCAGGCUUUUGGCACAGUUCAUGUCUAUCCUGACAAAAUGAUGUUGAAAGGGAUGGGCAGAGUUCCAGACAGAAUUAUGAAUUACAGGAAGGAAAAAGCUUUCCAUUUUUAGUCUGAUUUUAUUUACUUUUAUAGAAAGAGACCGACUUGGCUUUGUGGUUUCGUUCCGCAGCCCCAUCCCCAAAUCCUCAGUCUCGUUGUUUAGUGUUCUGUUUGCAUAACAAAUAGCCAUAACUGACUUCAGUGUGUGUUAGCUCCUAAGAUAUUCUGAAAUGUUGUUUUUGGAUAAUAUAACUUAUGUUGAAAAUUGGAAAGGAAAAAAAAAAAGAAAACAAAGAAAAUUGGAAAGGAAAUGAAUGAAAGUAGCAUGAAUAAACCAGGAAGGAGACUGGGGGAGGGAAUAUAGUCCUCCAAACAGACUAUUUAGCCUUACCUGAGUUUUUUUAACUUUUUACAAGGAGAGUGUACUCAUUGCUGAUUAGCUAUGUAACUUAAAAUUCAUAAUAAAAAAGAUAUAAAAUAAGCUCGGGUAAACUUUUUCCGUUUAUCCAGCUGUGUGCAUGAGCUUUGGACAUUUUUUACUCAGAGUACCCAUCAUAUUUGUACUUUCAUACAUUUAUACUCCUAUUUUGUAGGUCCAAAAUAUCACCCGUUAACUUCACAGAUGAACAAAUGGCACCCCCAUUCACACAGGUGAACGUGGGGUCUCCCUUGAGAGUCCACAAAGCAGGACCAGUGCAGCUGUGUGCCUGCCAGCAUGUCUGUCUGGCCCCCCAGCUGGUGCUGCAUGAGCCUAUAGUAGGGAAAUGAAUUUACCCUUGACUCCCUUUAUAGGCAAACGGGGCAUGUUUAAGUGAGUUGUCAUAUAUUCUAAGGCUUAUUUGCAGAAACACUUACUCAGUGGCAAAUGGGGACUGUUCAAGUGUAGAGAAAGUUUUAUUCAGGGCCUAAAAAAACGGGAAGACAAAAAACCCAGUCAGCAUAAGUGUGCCUGCUGAGUACCGAAGCUAUGGGGGUACAGAGGCGUUUUAGUUUCCACUGGCUGCUGUAACAAAUUACCACAGACGUGGUGGCUUAAACAACAGUUCUGGAGGUCGUAAGUCUGAAAGCGGCUUCCCUGGGCUGAGAUCAUGGUGUUGUCAGGGCCAUGCUCUCUCGGGGGCCCUGGGGAGAAGCGGUUUCCUCGCCUUUUCCAGCUUCUGAAGCUGCGUCUCUUGCAUUCCUUGGCUCAUGGCCCUUUCCUCUGCAAAGCCAGCAGCGCAACUUUUUCCAGUCUCGUGCGGCUUUGUCCUCACAUGCCCUUCUCUUCUAUGUAUUCAGAUCUCCCUUUGCUUCGCUCUUACAAUUGUGAUUACAUUGAGGGCCCACCCACAUCAUCCAGGAUAAUCUCCCCAUCUCAAGAUCCUUCAUCUCAUCUUGUGAUGUAAGGUUACAUUCAUAGGCUUCAGGGAUUAGGACCUGGAUACCCCUGAAGGCCGUUACUCAGCCUAUAGACAUGACUGAGGUGCUCCCUGCACUCACAGACUUUCCCCAGGUGAGAGACAACCCUGGAUACAAGUGUGUGAAGAAAGGACAGUGGGAACACGAGGAGGGAUUUAAUUUUGUUUGAAGGGAAUAGGGAUGUCUUGAAGAAGGAAGGAAAAUGGUUUAAACAGGUGUGGAGGUGCAUUUCAAGUAGACAGAAUAGUAUAGUGUCACAGGAUAUGCUGAGUUUAGCAACGGCAAGUGAUGCUGUGAGGAUUCACUGGACGGCGCUGCAACGGCAAGCCAUGAAGCAGGGCAGGACAGGCUGGGACUGCAUGGGGAAGAGCCCUGAGUGACCAACUAGAGUAAGAACUAAACUUGUCAGGUGGCGAGGAACCCUCAGGAGUCUGAGCUGGGGGAUAUAUGAGGAAAUCUGUUUCAAUUCCAGGCAGUGGAUAACGGAGAGGCUGAUGUAGAAGAAUGACAAUGGGGAGAAAAAAGAUUGUGAGGGUGGGAAGACAGAUUUUGACAAUAGAACUAUUAAACUUACUACUAAUAAUUAUUAUUCAAUUCAGUUGAAAAAUAGAGUUUAAAAGCAAUUUCAGUAAUACUGUCUUCAAAAGGCAGUACUUUUCCAAGUUAAUGCCUUUUAUGUGCUUAUGGGGAUACAAAAGGAACUGUGUAUAGUCGCAGAAUUCAUAGUGUGAUGUGGGAGAUGCAGAUAUGAUGAAAGUGUGUUUUGAACAUUAGUUGUUUAAAACACUGGAACAUUACAGUCUUUUAAGCACAGAAUCAAGCAUUACUUGGAGGAUGGGUAGGUCCUAUAUAGAAUUUGGAAAUAAGCCUGUAUCUUCAGAUCUAAUAGUUAUACUAACAGAGGUAAAUAAAUAUGCAAGGCAGAUGUACACCACAACACUGAAAUCCUUUAUUUGUAUUUCAUUGACCCUUAAAAUAAAUUUCACUUUAAUUGCUUUAAUAGCAACUAGAUUUUUUUUCUUUACCCUCAUCCAGAUCUUGAUAGAGAACUUCUGACUAUCCAGUGGCUAUUGUGUAAAACAAAAAACAUGCCUAUCUCCUUUAACAAAUAUUUAUAGAAUACUUAAUAUCGUAUUGAAGGCUAUAAAAAUAGAGACAAACUACCAGGCUCGUUUUCAUUCUGCUAAUGCUUUUUGAGUCAGAUAUUUCCUAAAUCUCAUGAAACUGUCUUCACUAUGGAGUCUGAUGUAUAUGUGAAAGAGUUGCUGUC